Messenger RNA from Acanthosepion pharaonis, 2046 nucleotides. The record is from the annotation of a GenBank genome assembly. Lineage: Eukaryota; Metazoa; Mollusca; Cephalopoda; Sepiida; Sepiidae.
AUGAAUAUUCCUAGUUAUUUAAAUUUUCAUUCGAGAAAUUAUACGUUCAAUGUAGGUAAUAAUACCCAUCUAUCUAUCUAUCAAUCUAUCUAUCUAUCUAUCUAUCUAUCUAUCUAUCUAUCUAUCUGUUUAGCCAUCUCUUUCUCUCUCUCUCCCUCUCCCCCCCCUCUCUCUAUCUAUCGAUCUCAAUCCACUUCUAUCUAUCUAUCUAUCUAUCUAUCUAUCUAUCUAUCUAUCUAUCUAUCUAUCUAUCUAUCCCCCCUCUCUCUCUAUAUAUAUAUAUAUAUAUAUAUAUAUAUAUAUAUAUAUAUAUAUACAACAAAUCGGGAUACCCAUUACGACCUAUUAUUUCUCAGAUUCCAACAGAAUAUACCAACUUUCUCCCAUAUAUGUUUCUUCUUUCUUUCUUUCUUUCUUUCUUUUUCUUUUCUUUUCUUUCUUUACAUUUCUAAUCUACUUCGUCGUUUUACUUAUAUCACUUUCGACUUUCAUCUUCUUUGUCAUAUGAUCUUUCUUUCUUUCUUUAUUUCUUUCUUUAUUUUUUCUUUCUUACUUUCUUUCUUUCUUUCUUUCUUCAUUCCUUCCUUCCUUGGUUUCUUUCUUUCAAUAUUUCUUUAUUUCUUUAUUUACUUCUUUCUUUCUUUCUUUAUUUCAUUUUCUCUUGCUUUAUUUCUUGCUUUAUUUAUCUCUUUUUAUCUUUCUUUCUUGAAUUCUUUUGUCAUUUUCUCUUUCUUUCUUUCUUUUUUUCAUGUUUCCUUGAUUUUGUUCUUAUUUCUUUUCUUUUUUUCUUUUUUCUUUCUUUCUUUCUUUCUUUCCUUUUUCAUGUUUACUUGCUUUUGUUCUUAUUUCCUUGCUUUUUUUUUCUUUCUUUCUUUCUUUUUUUCUUUCUUGCUUUCUUUUUUCUCUUUCUAUCUUUUUUCAUGUUUCCUUGCUUUUGUUCUUAUUUCUUUUCUUUAUUUUUUCUUUCUUUCUUUUUUCUCUUUCUUUCUUUUUUCCUGUUUCCUUGCUUUCUUUUUCUUUCUUUCUUUCUUGCUUUCUUUCUUUCUUUCUUGCUUUCUUGCUUGCUUUCUUUUUUCUCGUUCUUUAUUUCUUCUUUACUUUCUUUCUUUUUUCUUUCUUCUUUUUUCUCUUUCUUUCUUUUUUCAUGUUCCCUUGCUUUUGUUCUUAUUUCCUUGCUUUCUUUUCUUUCGUUCUUUCUUUCUUUCUUUCUUGCUUGCUUUCUUUCUUUCUUGCUUUCUUUUUUCUCUUUCUUUCUUUCUUUCUUUCUUUAUUCUUUUUUUUCUCUCUUUUUUCAUGUUUCCUUGCUUUUGUUCUUAUUUCCUUGCUUUCUUUUUCUCUCUUUCUUUCUUUCUUUCUUUCUUUUUUCUUUUUCUUUCUUUCUUUCUUCUUUUUUUCUUUUCUCUCUUUCUUUCUUUCUUCUUUUUUCUCUUUCUUUCUUUUUUCAUGUUUCCUUCCUUUUGUUCUUAUUUCCUUGCUUUCUUUUUCUUUCUUUCUUUCUUUUUUCUUUCUUUUUUCUUUCUUGCUUUCUUUUUCUCUUUCCUUCUUUGUUUCUUCUUUUUUUUCUUUCUUUUUUCCUGUUUCCUUGCUUUUGUUCUUAUUUCUUUUCUUUAUUUUUUUCUUUCUUUCUUUUUUCUCUUUCUUUCUUUUUUCCUGUUUCCUUGCUUUUGUUCUUAUUUCCUUGCUUUCUUUUUCUUUCUUUCUUUCUUUCUUUCGUUCUUUCUUCUUUUUUCUUUCUUUUUUCAUGUUUCCUUGCUUUUUUCUUAUUUCUUUUCUUUCUUUCUUUCUUUCUUCUUUUUUCUUUCUUUGUUCAUGUUUCCUUGCUUUUUUCUUAUUUCUUUUCUUUCUUUCUUUCUUUCUUUCCUCUUUUUUCUCUUUCUUUCUUUUUUCAUGUUUCCUUGCUUUUGUUCUUAUUUCUUUCUUUUACUUUCUUUCUUUCUUUCUUUCUUUCUUUCUUUCUUUCUUACAAGAUAUAGAUUCGAUUCCUCUGGAGAACGCAUAAACUGGAAAUUUCUUAUUUUUGUAUUCUUACUUUAUUCGGAUAUUUGA